Messenger RNA from Exophiala dermatitidis NIH/UT8656, 789 nucleotides. Its product is annotated as 40S ribosomal protein S2. Gene Ontology annotation, biological process: translation. The record is from RefSeq and is a predicted model, not a curated record. Bases 1 to 789 code for a protein of 262 amino acids. Gene Ontology annotation, cellular component: ribosome; cytosolic small ribosomal subunit. Lineage: Eukaryota; Fungi; Ascomycota; Eurotiomycetes; Chaetothyriales; Herpotrichiellaceae. The transcript has 2 exons. Gene Ontology annotation, molecular function: structural constituent of ribosome; RNA binding.
AUGGCUGACGCUGCUCCUCGUGGACGUGGCGGUUUCGGUGACCGAGGCCGCGGAGACAGAGGUCGGGGAGACCGCGGACGUGGACGUGGCCGUGGCCGUCGUGGAGGUGCAAAAUCUGAGGAAAAGGAAUGGCAACCAGUCACCAAGUUGGGUCGUCUGGUCAAGGCCGGGAAGAUCCAGAGCAUGGAACAGAUCUACCUGCACUCGCUGCCCAUCAAGGAGUACCAGAUUGUCGAUUGGUUCCUGCCCAAGCUCAAGGAUGAAGUGAUGAAGAUCAAACCCGUCCAGAAGCAAACCCGUGCCGGUCAGCGAACCCGGUUCAAGGCCAUCGUGGUCAUUGGUGACAGCGAGGGUCACGUCGGUCUCGGUAUCAAGACCUCCAAAGAAGUCGCAACUGCCAUCCGUGCCGCCAUCAUCAUCGCCAAACUCUCCGUUCUGCCCGUUCGACGAGGCUACUGGGGUACCAACCUCGGUGAGCCUCACUCUCUGCCCACCAAGGAGUCUGGCAAGUGCGGUUCCGUCACCGUUCGAUUGAUCCCCGCUCCUCGCGGUACUGGCCUUGUCGCCUCGCCCGCCGUCAAGAGAUUGUUGCAGCUUGCCGGUGUCCAGGAUGCAUACACUUCCUCUGCGGGAAGCACAAAGACGCUCGAGAACACUCUGAAGGCUACAUUCGUUGCUGUCAGCAACUCGUAUGGCUUCCUGACCCCCAACUUGUGGAAGGAGAACAAGCUCAUCCGAAGCCCCUUGGAGGAGUACGGUGAUGUGCUGAGAGAAGGCAAGAGAUACUAG